AUGUCUUUAGUCGCUUAUGCCAGUAGUGAUGACAGCGAUGGUGAAGGAACGUCGAGCAAACAAGGUACCGGGGGGCUUUUCUCACUUUUGCCAGCCCCCAAAAAAGCUUCUACGGCGGACAGUAGUUUCUCAGGUCUGCCCAAGCCCAAGAAGCGCACAGGGCCAGUGAAGAUUGGCAUACCACAGAAUGCUGACUCAGAUGAUGAGGAACCAGAAAAGAAAAAAAUCCAACCCAAGCAGGCCACAGGUAGUGGUCUGUCCUCUCUCCUGCCGCAACCCAAAAACCUAAACGUGAAAGCGACCGACAGACCUUUGAUUCCUCACACACUGACCAAGCGGCCAGAAUCAAAUGCAUCCCCUUCCGCCAUUAAAGCGGCGGCCAAGUCAGCGGCGCGGCAGCUGGCCAGACAGAUCGUAGCUAAUGACGAGCACGAGGAGGACAUCUCGCCGCAGAAUUACUUCUCAUUAGGCGAGACCCCAGAGCCCCCGGCGCCGACCGUCCUUCCGAGUCCUGAACCCGAGCCUGUUGCCGCCGUUGUAGAGACGCUUCCCGCGCCUCUACCGCCGCCGCUUCCUCCGCCGCCACCCGGCGAUGAGUCAGGCCAGUCAGACGCCCCCCUCGAUUUCGGUGGAGGUCAGGAUGGACCCGUUGCGUGGGGAAACCAAUAUCCGCAAUAUCAGCAACCGAUGGCGGGACCGGAAUCUUACCCUGAAGGAUACGAUAAUAACGAAGCAUAUUACCAAGAUCCAAGCCCUGGCUUGCCUGAUGACGAAGAACCCGGUAACUCGGCCAUGUUUGAUGACGAAGCGUUCAUGCGACUUCAGGGCAAAAGGAACCGGGGCAAAGAGGAGGUGAAAUUCCUGGAGAUUAAGGGUGAUGACCAGUUGAGUGGCCACCAACAGUGGCUCACUAAGAGCAUUUCUGAGGAGAAGAAGGCCCAUGGAUCCUUUAGCAAGAAAAGGGGAGGAAUGCCCACUGGACAGCAAAGGCGCAAGCACCAGAUUACAUAUCUCAUCCACCAGGCGAAAGAACGCGAGCUGGAGCUGAAAAACACCUGGGCAGAAAACAGGAUGACCCGCCGGCAAACACAGGCCAAAUAUGGCUUCUGA
Messenger RNA from Nerophis lumbriciformis (worm pipefish), 1110 nucleotides. Lineage: Eukaryota; Metazoa; Chordata; Actinopteri; Syngnathiformes; Syngnathidae. The record is from RefSeq and is a predicted model, not a curated record.